Molecule: messenger RNA, 4162 nt
Organism: Pocillopora verrucosa
Lineage: Eukaryota; Metazoa; Cnidaria; Anthozoa; Scleractinia; Pocilloporidae
Source: RefSeq, a predicted model, not a curated record
AUGUAUUUGCCAACGCCAAGUUUGUUGAGCUCAUAAAGCAUCGCUUUAAUUUGAAUGAAAUUAUCUCAUUUUGUUUACAAACGAAGGAUUUUUAAGAGUUACAAGACCUCGACGAUGCUUGCCAGCAUAUUCCUUUAUCUUGGAAUUGGUGCUUUCAUUAGCAGAGCUUCUGAUACAGCAAAUGUUUGGCAGAAAUCAAGGAUCUUACUUAUUGCAGACCUUGGCUCUUCGAUGAUUGAUGCUGAAAAGUUGCAAACAUCUUUCCUAGGAGCAGAUCAAGCCAAUUUAGGGAAUGAAUUUGUUAUCCUUCAACGAGCACGAGAUGGCGGCUUUGAAUCUCACGGCUCAUUUCAGACAUUGGCUAGUGUACAAGAUCGGAAAUACAUUUCCAUUAGAAAAGAAAACUUUCUUCCAUGGCUGUUAGAGAAGAAGCCAAAUUUUUUGAUAUGUGUGGCGGUCACUACAGAGGUUCCACAGAUAUUGACUGUAGCACAGAACAGAGGUUUGUUACCCUUGGAAACCAAACUAAUAAUAAGGAUGGUCAAAGAAAGUGGCAAGGCAGCUGAUGAAAAGAAUGUGAUUUCAAUGAAAACACCCAGACCUAAGGACCUCAAUUUCACAGGAAACAAUGGAAAUCGUCUAGAGUCAAGAGAAAUCACUUUCUCUUCUGGAAGAAAAAUUGAAAACAUCAUUCUAGAAGCGUUUCGGGAAGAAUACAACCGCGUUCAUAGUAGACAGAGAAGGGCAGCUAUAGGAAACUCGGCAUCUUUAAACUCAAGAAAGUCAAUAGCAAGUGCAGCACCUCCAACCUCAGUUCCCGCAGUUUCCCUCAGCGUAACUUCUUCAGCUAUUCCAGCUCCUUCAAGCUCAGGCCCUACAGUUAGUGCAGCAGUUCCAAGUUCAAGCUUAGUAGUUAAUGCUUCACCUUCAAGCCGAAGUCCUGUCGUCAAUCCGGCAGCCUCAAGCUCCAGUACUGUUGGCAGUGAAGCACUUGCAAAGUCAAGUGCUGUUGUGAGUACGUCGACUUUAAGCUCGACCCCAGUUACUGGUGAAGUGUCUUCAAGCUCAACUGCUCUGGUUAGAACGGUGCUAUCAAGCUCAAGCCCUAUGACUAGUACGGUGCCUUUAGGCUCAUCCCCAGUGGCUAGUACGUUGCUUUCAAUGUCAGCCCCUACAAUACGUGUGGUGCUUUCAAGCUCAACCCCUGUAGCUAGUGCAGUGCUUUCAAGUUCAAGACCUGCAGUGGGCAGUUCACACCCGAGCCCAAGUCGUGUAGUUAGUGCGGUAUCUUCAAGCUCAAGUCAAGUAGUUACUCCAGCAUCUCCAAGCGCAAGUCCAGCAGUUAGUUCGGCGCCUUCAAGCUUGAGUCCUGCUGUUAGUAUGGCACCUUCAAGUCCAGGAGUUGCUACUGUAUCUUCAAGCUCAAGUCCUGCAGUUAAUGUGAUGCCUUCCAGCUCAACUUCAGCAGUUACUCCAGUCCAUUCAAGCCCAAGCUCUGUAAUUAAUAUGGCAUCUUCAAGCUCAAGUCCAGCAGUUUUUCCAGCAUCUUUAAGCUCAAGUCCUGUAGUUAGUGAUGUGCCUUCAAGUUCAAGUACUGUAGUUAGUGCAGUGCCUUCGAGCUCAAGUCCUGUGGUUAGUGCAGUGCCUUCAAGCUUAAGUCCUGUGGUUAGUGCAGUGCCUUCAAGCUCAAUUCCUUUAGUUAGUGCGACGCCCUCAAGCUCAAGUGGUAUGGUUAUCCCAGCAUCUUCAAGCUCAAGUUUCUCAGUUAUUCCAGCACCUUCGAGCUCAAGUCCCAUAGAUAGUGUAGCGUCUUCAAGCUUCAGAUCUAUAGCGUCACCUGUACCUUCUAGUUCACGUCUUGCAGUUAGCACAGCUCCUUCAAGCUCAAGUCCUGUGGUUGGAGCAGCGUCUUCAAGGUCUAGGUCUUUAGCUUUACCUGCAUCUUCGAGUUCAAGUCGUGCUUUUAGUGCAGCUCCUUCAAGUCCUGUAGUUAUUCCGAGCUCAAGCCGUUUUUUCACACAAGUACAAUCAAGCUCAAGCAUUGUGGUACCUUCAAGCUCACGCUCUACAGUUACGGCAGCACUUUCAAGCACAAGUCCUGUUGUAAGUGCAGCACUUUCAAGUUCACGCCGUACAGCUAUAGCUACACUUUCAAGUACAAGUUCUGUUGCUAGUGCAGCACUUUCAAGUUCACGCCGUACAGCUACUACUUUACUUUCAAACACAAGUCCUAUUGUUAGUACAGCACUUUCAAGCUCGAGUUCUGUUGUUAGUGCAGCACUUUCAAGUACAAGUCCUUUUGUCAGUGAGGCACUUUCAAGCUCGAAUCCUGUUGUUAGUGGUGUACCUUCCGUAUCAGUCUCGGCAACUCCCACAGCCUCUUUAACUUCAGGUGCUGCAGGUAGUAGUACAACUUCGAGCUCAAGUCUUAAAGUUACCCCAACAUCGUCGCGUUCAAUGCUCGCAGGUAGUCCAACUGUUUCAGCGUCGAUCUCUGAAAUUGGACCAGUAAACACAAUGACAAACUCUUUGGUUAGUUCAACGACAUCAAAUACUGUGGCUUCAAAAUCGAUCGUUAUCUCAUCAGCGACCACCGCGAGAAAACCAACUCCUUCAUCUUCACAAGUAGUGACUGAACAACCACUUGUUUAUGAAAAUGAGACCGUUGUUGUCGUGUUUGAUGGAGAUUGUAACUACGUCAAGAGCAACAAAGAUAGGGAGAACGAUUUUCGAGAGGCGGUGCAGAUGGAAGUAUCCAGUAAACUUAGGAUUCCAAGAUCGGCAAUUGUGAUGGGGAAUAUUGCAUGUGGUUCAAUUCGAGUUCCUAUGACUAUUCACCAAUCAGGUGGAUUAAAAAAUGUGGUACAAGUUUUAAAGAAAAUUGUCGACAGCGGAAACUUUAGUGUAACUCUGGGAGAAAAAAAGUUCAAGGCGAGUAAGUUGGAAGUGGUUCGUCCCACGUCACCAGUUACACAGGCCCCAACAACCGAAGCCAAGAGCAAUAAAAUUGCGUUUUAUCUUUACAUAGGAUUUGGUACCUUGAUGGCUGUUGUUUUCUUCGUCGGCAUCUGUGUGCUUAUUUUCCGAUGUCGCAAGGAUCGACGUGAGGGAAGCUUUUUCCUUACCAACGACACACAUUAUGAACUAAGGCGAUUUCAUGGUAUCCCUCGUGCGAGUUCCUACUCCAGGGUGAACUACUAUGGAGAACCUGUGGAAAUGGAUGCGACAGCUGCUGAUCCCAACGCUGAUGAUGAAUUUAAAGUUGGAGCGUAUUCUUUCAAUAGGUCACCUGCUAGAGGCCGCGGUAAACUAACUGGCACAACCAAUGGUGAUGCUCAUCAACAAGAUAAAUUUAAUGUCGGCGCAUUGGGUAUGCCAGAGUGGAACCUUCCAAGGCUGUCGGACAAUCAAAUGACUGUUGCUGAAUCUAAAGAAGACGUUUCCAGGUCAGCGGGGUCGGUUGGAAGUCGUCAACUUUUGAUAGAUAGUCAGGAGAGUUCCUUGGCUGAUUCGGCGCAGGCUUAUGAUAAUCCUGUUCUUACCUUUGGCGAUGGUCCGCAAGAGUUAAGUAAGGAAGAAAAUCAGAGCUGAUUUAGGAAGCAAGGAGUUUUUGUAUCUUCAGUUGUUUGAUUCAGCGCUUUGUUUUAUCACAAGGAAGCUGUUAAUCCUUCUGGGUCUGUGAGGCUCAGAAAGCAGCCUUUGUUCAAGAUUUCAUUUGUGCACCUAUAUGAUUGCUAGAUGAUCCUGUGAUUUAGAAAUUUAAAAGGGCGACGAAUUGUCUCCCCUGCGAAGGUGGAUUGGACACAUGUAGGUUGACCAUUUAAUAGAAAUUACAAUCAGUGAGGUGUCGUUGCUUUUACGGUAGUUAACGGCACAGUCCGCAAAACGAUUCUUAAUAAGCCAACUGAACCUAUUGUUAGUCACUUAAUCGAAACAUUACAUUUUGUUUUAAUAUAACAAUCGUGAGAUGACUUUAAAACAAAAGAUUCAGGUUGAAAUGAUUGUACUGUAUAAACAUCACUUCUUCAGUAAUUACCACCUAACUAAGGCUAAUACGAAAACAUUGUGACUUUAUUGUUAUCCAUCUGAAUGCAGAAGAAUGUUGCAUCUGUCUUUACAAUGCAUUUGAGUUGAAACCUGGGAAUAGAAUGGUUAAACGUGA